Pelodiscus sinensis (Chinese soft-shelled turtle) is the source of this 10297-nucleotide messenger RNA. It is a transcript of the gene RNF150, whose product is annotated as ring finger protein 150. The record is from RefSeq and is a predicted model, not a curated record. NCBI's taxonomy places the organism in Eukaryota, Metazoa, Chordata, Testudines, Trionychidae.
GCGGAGAAAGAGGAGUGGUACACGGCCUUCGUGAACAUCCCCUACGCGGGGCCGGCGGCCGGCAGCCUGGAGCUGCGCAGCGAGAAGAGCGAGUGCGGGCGCUACGGGGAGCACUCGCCCAAGCAGGAUGCCCGGGGCCAGGUGGUGAUGACCGUCUCCGCCCACGACCGCCUGGCCUGCGACCCCCACACCCGCUUCGCCGCCCCGGGCCAGGGCAAGAGCUGGGUGGCGCUGAUCCCCAAGGGCAACUGCACGUACAGGGAUAAGAUCCGGCACGCCGCCGCCCAGAACGCCUCGGCCGUGGUCAUCUUCAACCUGGGCUCCAGCAACGCCAACGAGACCAUCACCAUGCCGCAUGCAGGUGUAGAAGAUGUUGUAGCAAUAAUGAUUCCUGAGCCUAAAGGAAAAGAGAUAGUGAGUCUACUGGAGAGGAAUGUCACUGUGAUGAUGUAUAUAACAAUUGGAACACGCAACUUGCAGAAAUACGUCAGCCGUACCUCAGUGGUAUUCGUCUCCAUCUCUUUCAUCGUGUUGAUGAUCAUCUCACUGGCAUGGCUGGUCUUCUAUUAUAUCCAGAGAUUCCGAUAUGCAAAUGCCAGAGACAGAAAUCAGCGCCGUCUUGGAGAUGCUGCAAAGAAAGCAAUCAGCAAGCUGCAGGUCAGAACAAUCAGGAAAGGUGACAAGGAAACUGAGCCUGAUUUUGAUAACUGUGCAGUUUGUAUUGAAGGUUACAAGCCCAAUGAUGUUGUCAGGAUCUUGCCAUGCCGGCAUCUUUUUCAUAAAUCUUGUGUAGACCCGUGGCUGCUAGACCAUCGCACCUGUCCAAUGUGUAAAAUGAACAUUCUAAAAGCUCUAGGGAUUCCGCCAAAUGCAGAUUGCAUAGAUGAUAUACCUCCAGAUUUUGAAGCUUCCAUAGGAGGACCGCCAACUAAUCAGAUUACAGGAGCUAGUGAUAUAACGGUGAAUGAAAGCUCUGUAGCUCUGGAUCCUCCUGUCCGGACUGUGGGAGUACUACAAGUGAUACAGGAUGCAGAUCCUCUUCCCCAGGUUGGGGAAGGUAACUUCACAACAAGCAGUGAACAGGAGCCAGCAGUCAGCAGUGAUUCUGAUAUAUCAUUGAUUAUGGCAAUGGAGGUGGGACUAUCUGAUGUGGAGCUUUCCACUGAUCAAGACUGCGAAGAGGUGAAAUCCUGAAAAACAAGCAGAAAACCCCCACUAAACUAAAGGGUAGGCAUGAGGGGCAGGGACAUGCACACAUACACACUCACUCACUCACUCACACUCACAAAAGCAAUAGCAACAGUUGUGUCUACCUGGAUGCAGUUUCAUCAUCUACAUGUGUCUGUUUUGUUCACGUGGAAAAUGAAAGCUUAUUGUUUUCCCACAUGCUUAAAAGCAAUCCUGUACCUCUUCAGUGGCUCAUAAGUGUGCAACUGAAAUGACAGCUUGAGUGUUUUCUGCUCUUGUUCAUUAUUUUUAAAGAAGAUUAUGUUUAUUUAUGGUUGAUUAUCAAUGGACACUUUUCUUUUCAUUGACUGACCCCAGCUUUUCCAAGAGUUCAGUCUGGAAUUCCCGUUCUCUGAUCAUUUCAUGAUCUGUCUCCAGGAUUUCUUAUUGCCUUGACAUUUUUGCAUGAAAUAUGCAUGGCUUUAUAAAGAAAUAGUGUUUCAGCACUCUGUGUUAAUAUGAACCCUAUUUUCUUUAAGAUUUUGAAACCUUUAAAAGUGGGUCUUGGAGAUUAUAUCUUCAAGAGGCCUUUGCCUAUGUAAAUUGAAGCCCUUGAUUAACUGACAUUUGGUGACUUGUUUAAAACUGCAUUAAGUUGGCUUCCACUGACAGAGCUCAAUUAAAUUCACAGGGAGUACAAUAUGUAAAAGAAAAAAAUAAUGGCAUUAAGAUUCAUCCUAUUCUUGCUAUAUUUUCUCUCAUUAACAGACUGCGUACAUUAAUGGCCUUCCUUGUUACUUCCCUGUUUACUAGCUGGAAAACAGGAUCUAGUUUUAAAUUGGGUACUUCCUUAAAUUUAAAAAGAAAAAUCAGCAGACCAGUAAGUGACUGAGCAGUUUCAAGAAAAUGCUUGGUAAUCCCCAUGUAGGUAUUUGUGGUUGAUGGAAAUAUUUUUAGAAAAGGCCUGAACUGCAAAGACAACUAACAUGUCAGUUUCCAGACUAAAAAGUUAAGCCGAGUACAGCUGGACAAAUUAUUUACCUUUAUAUCUUUAAGUGCAGUUUUUGCACAUCAUUGUUAGCAAACACAAAGAGUUAGGUGAUUCCUCAGUUCGCUACCUUCUAGAGACUUCUGAAUGUGGCAAUACAAUGAUUGAGAUAAGAUAUGGUAAAUUUGAACCUGAAAAACAUUGCAGGAGAAGAAUUCACUGUUUUUUCUGUUUGACAGAUUAAAAAUUAAGGCAUCAUAUGAAUACCAAAAUCUAAGUCUUGAACUAUUACUAGCCUGUGUUCUAUAACUUACAGAUAUGUUCUGCUUUGUUGCUACUUUAUUCAGGGGGCAAUUUUAUGUUUCAGUCAAAAUAUUCAAGUGCAAAGGAUGACUUACAGCUUUGUGUUAGUGAACAUUUUCUUUUGACAGAACAUUUAAAUUGCAUUACCCUCUCUUGGACCGGUCAAUAUAAGCAAUAGCACACAGAAAGGAAAACUAUUUUCACCUAAUUAUAGUAUAGCAGAAUUUCAGAAUGUCACCGUGUUCUUUCAGGAUUGCUAUUUUAAUCUUUUCAGGCAUUUAUAUUUUAACGUUUAAAAUGUACCCCCUGCGGAAACAUGACACAUGACAUCUUGCAGUAGGAGAAAUUUGCUUACAAAUAUUUUUUUUUAAAAAGCUAGUUCAUUCUUUCUUAAAUUACAGGAUGGGGCAGGUCAGAAAAAAGAGAGUUUGCUGGACUCUUUUAGUCCGGUUAUGACUCUCAGAAUUCUUGUUGUAGAUGAAAUUUUGAGUAUUCUUAGUCCAUAAAAAUGAAUAAGAAGCGUUCAGCGAAAUAGCCCAACUAAUGAGGAUUCAAAACUGUACAUAUACCAUUAACUUUUUAUAAAUCAUUUUUAAAAUAUAUCUUUUUGUUUUACCAUAUGGACAUAGUCAAUUGGAAAUAUAUUCAGUUUGAAAAGCAAGCUAAAGAUAUUGUCAGACUCUUUACCUGUUUUAGGUCACCAUUGCCAAUAUUGGUGGUUUUAUAAAAUCAGUUAUUUUUACUUUUUUUGUUGUCUGUUGCUCUGUCUGUGAAAGAUCCACACUAACCUCAGGGGAAUGUGACUGAAGUAUAUUCCUUGGCACAAAGUGCCACAUAAGCCCCAGAUAAGCCUAAAAAUAAUGCUGAAAUGGGAUUUAAGUGGUGCAGGGGCUAUCUACCUAGGGAUGAACUUCACUAAAAUUGGCUUCAUAGAGGAAAUAAGAAGGAAACUGAUUAUACACAAAAGUGCUCUCAAUACCCAAAGUAAACAAACUGAUAAGACAAGAGGAGAAAAAGCACUAAUCUCUCUGAGUUAGUCAUCCUAGGUGUUACUUAGAUCAAGAAUUAGUUAAAAGGAUGUUCCAGCAGAAACAUGAUUUUUAAGGUUAACUGUGACCUUUUAACAUCAACAUAUUUGCAGACUAUGAAUAGAGAGAGCAAUUAGAAUCAUUGUUGAAACUAGAGCAUGGAUUGCAGUGGAGUUCACUCAAUGCAUUUAUUUUAUUACGCAACUUUUGAUAAACUAAUGUCAAAGGUGAGUGUUACCAGUUAUCUGUAGCCAUCUCAUAUUGGGAUGAUCCCAACAGCAAGGCAGGGAGGGUCACUACUUCAGUGCAAGAUUAAAGAAAACUCAUGCUGCAGCAGGAUAUUCACCUGUUAGUCAGUAUUAAAUCACUUCCCAGCAAAUAGUGUUAGAGCAGUGUUUCUCAAACUGUGCUCCGCGGAGCCCCAGGGCUCCACGAGACAUCUCCAGGGGCUCCGCAAGGUUGACAAACUGGAAACAUCGAUAGAUACAACACAUGCAAUCAGUGGACCGCUGGGGCUCCGCAUACAUUUUUAUGCAUGUAAAGGGCUCCAAAGCCCGAAAAGUUUGAGAACCGUUACGUUAGAGGCAACUGUGCUCAAGGACGUGCCAUCUUUCAGGUCAGACAUAAAACUGAGGCCUUGACACCUUCUGGUCAUUUUCACAAGUGUUGUGGAAUCCUGGCCAAAUUGCAGUGUACGGGGGGGGGGAGGGGUCUUAGUUUUUAAUUCCCAAAUUCUACCUGCAGUUUCACUUAGCAAAAAUACCAUUCCGUUUCUCUCCCAGGCUGCUUUGUUGUUGUGUGCACUGUUCUAAACUUGCCAGACCAGUUACACUUCACUAACGCACCAGUUCAGGCAGGCCCUUAAGCACAUGCUUAAAUCAGUCCCUAUUUAGGAAAGCGUUUAAGCACAUGAUUAAUUUUAGGAAUAUAUUCAAAUCCCUUUGAUUUAGUUGGGACUUUAGGCAUAUGUUUAAAGCGAAGCACAUGUGAAUGGAGAUGCUUUCCUAAAUCAGGAUCUGAUUGAUAAAGUGUUCUUUGUAUUUUAAAUUUGUCAAGCACCUUGCAAAGCUUUGACUGAAAGAUCAUUGUUAAAUUAUUAAACCCACAAAAUUAGAGAAGUUGGUGCUAAGCCUGAGACUGCAUAACUUACCAUACUGUGUAGAAGUAUCUUGUAACACUUCUAGGCCCUAAUCCUACAAAUAUUUAUAGAGAUAAUUAACUUUACUCUUGGGAAUAGCCCCACUGGCUUCAGUGAGGCUACUCGUCUGAAUGUACAUAAAUAUGUGCAGGAUUGGGGAAUGUAAUGCAGGAUUAACCCCUGCUUAUACCUCCCUGUUCUUCCUACAUACUAUUAUAUUUAAUAUUGGGGUUCAAUAUUAAAGGCUUAGUCCAACAUUGAAUAUUCAUUGAUUUCUGGGCCUCAGAUGCUGACUGAGCAGCCUACCUCCUAUCCAGAAAACAAAUCGGCCUGCUCUAGGGAAGUGGAGCGUUCUUGGGAAAUAAUCCUUCUCCCUUGGAUUGUAAUGCUCUAUCUACUGUCUAUUUCUCUUCACCACCAGCAUUAUUACUGCAAAGCACAUGGAAGUUACUAGCUACUCUUUGGGGUAGAGUAAUCUUAUUCAGUGUCACUGGCUGGGGAGACAUCUCAGUACUGUAAAGGAAUGUCUACAGUAGAUAUGCUGCAACUUCACUGCUGCAACUGUGCCAUGCCACAUAGACACUCACUACAGCAGUGGAAGGGGUUCUUCCAUUGUAAUAGUUAAUCCACCACCCUGGGAGGCAAUAGCUAUUUUGAUGAAAGAGUUCUUCCACCAAGGCCAGGUCUACACUAGACCUGGAAACUCAGUUUAGGGUAUGCAACUCUAGCUACGUAGAAUAUAUAACUGGAGUCAGUUUACCUUAAGCCAAGCUUGGCGGCAUCCCCACAGCCAGAGGCUGAUAAGAGCAAAUGUCCAUUAACUCGCCCUCUGAGUUUGAUUUAGUGAGUCUUAACUAGACUUGCUAAAUCGGACUCCAGAAGAUCGAUUAUGGCAGUGGGGAUCACCCAUGGAGUGAAGACAAGCCCCAACCUAGUACUGUCUACACUGAGGCUUAGAUUGGCGUAACUACAUUUUUCACACUGCUAAGACAACCUAAAUUUUAAAUGUAGACCGGGACAAAGAAAAGAAAGUCCCUUUGUGGGAAGAGAAUCCUCUUGCUUCUCCCCUCUUUUGCUGUUCUUUUAAUCCAUGUGAGUGUUUCUCUGAUUUCCCAUUCACAGUAUUGGUGACUGGUGGGAAAUCUUCAUCUUCUCCCUGGGAUGAAUUUCACACUGAAGAACAUCCUAAAUACAACUCUUUAAAAUGGCUUCCCAUUACUAAGCUUGCUCAGUAUUCUGCAGGUCCAUUCUCAAAAGCCAUUGAGCUGUUCAGAGACUGUGACUUCACCUCGAGAGAAGGGCUAGGCUUGGACUGCCAUGUAAUGCAGAGAUUGUUAUGGAAAGGGAGGUUUCUCCUUUGCAGCUGUCCAACUUAGGAAGCCUGACAACUUUUCAGGGACUAGCAGUUGAUGAUGUGAACUUGAGCGGACAGAACCCAUACUGUGAAUGUCUCAUAGUUUUUGUGGGUUUAAUUAAGCUACAUUCCAAAAGACCAGCUGAGUGCAUGAACCAUGUAAAAUGUACAUGGACAAAACUCUACACUUGGAAAAAAAUGCACUCACUGAUUACCCAGUUUACAAAUGCUUGUUUGUGAUCACAGCUAUGGGACUUGUCCCAUGUGCCAGCUGUGCAUCUAUUCUUCCUGACUCACCUAGUCUGAAAAAUUGGCAUUAAAUAUUAUGGGGUUUUAUUCUGAUUUAUGGAAGUUUUAGAACAUGGGGGAAGACUGGGGCUAUCAGGUGAAUUAUUUGUAGUCAGAACAAAUUGAUAUUCAUCUCUCUGGCCUCUAUAAUAUUUAAUUAACAUGGGUAUGUACACAGAAAAUUAUACAAUUUAUAAGAAUGAAUUUUAACAAAAACAGAGGGAGAAAGGAAUUUUACUCAGUUUUUACUCAGUUUUUUACUUCGAGAUAGACAAAAUAAAGCUAGUUUAAUAGCUUUUAAAAUGUUUAAUAGUUUAAUUGAAAACUGUUUAAUUCAUAUGUGGGACAAGCCAGGAGGAGAGCUUGAUUCCUAUCAACAAGGUGCUAGCAGUAUUAACAAGUGGACAUAGGUCCUUUAUAGGAAGUUUUCCACAGACUUCAGAGAGGUAUGGAUCUGGCCCACAGGAAGCAGUUGUAAAAGUUUGGUGUUUUAAUAGGAACUUGUUACAUGAAUACUUAGUGCUACAUUCUAAUUUCUGCUGGAGAUGAGCCUAAGUAACAGACUUUAAAGCAAGAUCAGAAUUUGAACCAUCCCACAAUUUGAGGGUGUCAAGAGCCAAGAUUUGGUUUAGGGCCAUCUCAAAUUUCUGUUAUAUCCUUCCCUUCUUCUGAAUCAAAACCAUGUUGUCUAAUUAUGAAUUCUUCAAUUAUUCAGACAGCUGAAUUGCCCCAACAGGCAUUUGCAGACUGCUUUACAAAUGUAUGUGCCCUUAAUUAGCAAACAUCAGCUACUGAUUUUCCAGAAUAUGGAUUUUAUUUGCAGUUCCUGUUAAAGGUAGAAACCUUAGAGUGCAGUAAUUUCUCUGUAUAGAUUUUCAGACAUACAAUCCUAUGAAUUUUCUCUAAUUAAUGUAUGUUGCAUUACUACUUCCAGGAAAAUCUGUGAUUAAAAGGCAAUGAUCAAGGCCCAGGUUUUUAUAUUUUACAGGAUGCAAAUUAUGGUCGUGACAAUUGGUCAGUGUUAAUGCAUGUAAAGCAAAGGCAAAUACAUUUAAUCUCAGCAGUUGUGAAUUGCCCAGUUUUUAUUUAUAGAUGCUUUGUUCCUAACCAGUAACUGUCCCUAUGAAAGUUUAGGGCUAAGCAAAUAAGUCAAAGUGAGCUAAGAAUAUGGCCAUGUGGUCUGGGCACAUAAGGGUAGGCACUACCAAAUGGUCACUUACAGAUUUUUAUUUCUCUUUGAUUGGUAUUGUUUCCUUCUCUUCACCCCCAUAGGGAUGUUUUUUGUAGGUACGUGUGAAAGAGGAGGUUUCAAGUCUGAUAGAAAUACAUAAGGAAUGCCAUAUCAUCAUGAGUAUAUACUAUAUCUAAGUUGAUCUGACUUUACAAAUCGAUGAUAUAGUACAGAUUUGCAUCAUCCCUUAACUGUAUUUUGGCCCUUAAACCAGCCCACAGAGAAUCACUCCAGGGUAUGAGUGAUCUUCCAGAGUCACCCAGUUGCUAUAUGGACUCUUAGCCCAUCCUACUCUCUGUUUUCUGUGUUGCAGAGGGAAGGGGAUGUGGCUAGGACACCAAUCCUCUGUUGCAUUUUUGGCCCUGGUGGACAUUGCCAACAUAACUCAGAGCAGUCAGUAGGUUGCUCUUACUCAUCACAAGAGCACUGAUCUUCUCAGAAGAGCAACAAAAAUCACAAGUGAAAAUGUGAGCUGUAUGCCAACUUUGUAUAGCACCUCUGAUUUGUGCUUUAUGAAGUUUACCCUCACCCCUGGGUCUGGCCUAUAGUGCAUAUAGGGCCUAAUUUACACUACUCGGGUAACAAAAGAGGCCUCAGUGUAAACAAGAAAAAAUCUUCUUUAUCUAGAAUAUAAUGAAGUUUAGAUUAUUAGUAAAAGCUAGUGUCUUUGUUCUUUGAGGGUUUCAGGAUACCUAACCACUUUUGAUGGUAAUGAGGCCAGCUGUCCAACAGCUGUAUUGUUAUUAAGGAAAACUGAGCAUUGAUUAAUUUAUUUAAUAGAGCCAAAGAGUUUAAGCAUAUAUUGAUCAAUUAGUAUCAAAGAAUGUAAUUGGUUUGCUUAGAGUAAUAAUUUAAAUAAUAUAGUGAAAUAUUUUGUAUGAGAUAGGAAGGACAGAGUGACAGUUACUUUAGUGAACUUUUUUUCUAAUAGCACUUGAUUCAACACAACCAGUGGGGUUUUUUAUGUGAGCACGCUGUUGCCUGAACUAAUUGAUUCUUUUGCAGUUGAAAAAAGAACACCAGAUGGACUUUUUAGUCUGGAGUUUGUUCAUGUACCAGAUGGUACUUAUUGAUUGAUUGAAGUGGAUCAUUAGGGAGAAGAGUGCCCUCUGCAGCACAGUUUCUAAUCUGCCAAAUAGAGUUUUCAAAUAAUACUCAUUACAACCCAUACCAAUUCUUCAGCAACUUGGAAUUUUUGUCCCCAAUAAAAACACUAGUUCCUCAGCAACUGAAAAUAAGGUCUAUAUUUUAAAAUACAAUGAGAUUUAACUGAAAAGACAGCGAAAGAACUUUUCACAUGAGGGGGAAAAACGCUGAGUUUCUUAAAUGUGGUCUUUGUGAUUUGGUUGAGUGAAUGCAGAAAAAAAGAAAGAAAGAAAAAACAUUUUUUGGUUACCUGAUUUUUAAAAGGGCAUCAAAAUCAACAUACCACUUUGCUAUGAAUGUAUAAGGUUAUUGCAGUUGUGAAAUAUCAAAGUUGUUUUGUAUGUGUACAUAUUCCAUCCUUACUUCUUGUUUUAUGUUAGUUACCUGAAAUGGCUGUACCAUUUUAUAAUUAGAAAUGUAAAGAGGGGACAGGGUUUGGGAGGGAUUGUUAUUUUUUUAGCAAGAUAUUCCUUGUAUUUAGUGAACAUUGAAAAUGAUUUUGUACUUGUCAAAUAUACAUUCCAUCCAUUUCCAGAAAAUACAUAUUUUUAUUUAAAAUAGUUUUUAAACAAAAACAAAAAAUGUGGCAUCCGGUUCAUAAAGAGAGCAAAAAUAUUCUGGUUUCCGGUGAUGGCUCCACCGUUUUACCUAAUGAUGUAUCGUCCAGCAGAUUGCAGACCAGUACCAGCAAAUGCCAAUAAAAAAAUAAAAGGAAAAAAUGAAAUAUUUAACUCCUUGGGUGUAUUUUAUUUUAUGUUUCAGAGAAAGACCUGCAUAUCUUACUGAAAUUAGUUCGUUAGAAACUAGUGUAUUAGAAUAGUGAAAUAUUAACAGAGUAUAAAUCUGCUUCACAUACCUUUCUAAGGGCUGAAGUGGAGGCUGUUGUUCUUACAUGCAAAAUGUAUGUUUUGUUUUGCUGAAGGCUUGUUAUAAUUAAGAUGUAUUUUACAGUGAGGCUCCUUAGCUGGCUUUACAAACUGUUUCUGCAGAGCUCUCAAUGUGUAUUGUUUUGACAAUGAAAAUUACUCUUCACCUCCACAUUAAGAUAAUUUUCUGUCAUCCAAACAACCUCUCUUUGAUAUGUGAAACAUCUAACAAAAAACAUGAAGAAAUUACAUGGUGGUAUUUGCAUAGACAGUUUUUAAUUAAGCAUUCUUUACUAUCUGUGAAUUGUCUGCCUAAACAAUGCAGUAGUGGUUUGUGAAGCAAGACUCUUUUCUUAGCAUUAUUUUCUGUACAAUAUUGCAAACGUAUUUCAAUUGGUAGUUAAGUCUUUGCUCUUAUUUUAUUAUGCAUACGCCUCCCCCUUCAAUGCACUUUAUAUCUCUUGAAAAAUAUGGGAGUCAGAGAACUAUCAUCUUUAAAGGGAGUUGCCUGAAGUCAGUCAAGAGGCACAAACUUUUAUUUUGCUUUAGUAUAUACUGUAAAUGCUUAAGAGCAUAAACAGUUGCUCAGCUGGGAAAAAUGCAAAAUUGUAAGGCUGAUAUUUGGAAACAUUAUUCAGUAGUAUCACCUGGCUAUUUUUGUGAGAGGGUUACAAUGUAAAUAUGUGAGACUGUGUUAUGUACUAGUAAAAUAUUGCAGCUAUAAAAGUUUAAAUAUUGUGAAUACUAAGAAAUUUUAUUGCAAGAUUUUGUAAUAAAAAUUGAUCUGA